This is a messenger RNA of Aureobasidium vineae, 1800 nucleotides long. Lineage: Eukaryota; Fungi; Ascomycota; Dothideomycetes; Dothideales; Saccotheciaceae. The record is from the annotation of a GenBank genome assembly.
CCGAUUGCGUUUCUCUCCAACAUCAUGGCUCCCAAACGCAAGCAAAACUCACAGCAGGCAUCUUCGGCGAAGAAGAAGAUCAAGCACACCCAAAUGACACGACAAGUCGAAGAAGCAUCGCCUUUCAAAAAUCUUCCCAUCACGCUAUUGUCGGGGUUCNUUGGUCAGUCCAACGGAAGCGGAAAAACAACACUUCUCAGCUACAUCCUCAACUCAAAAGACCAUGGACUGAAAAUCGCGAUGAUCGUCAACGACAUGGCCGCUGUCAAUGUGGAUCAAGGCAUCAUAGUAGUAGACGGAAAGAAGAAAGGUCGAGAAGCAGAGAAGAUGAUCGCCAUGCAGAACGGAUGCAUCUGCUGCACGCUUCGUGGAGACUUUGUCAUCGAGCUAGCCAAGAUGGCCAAAGCUGGUGAAUAUGACUAUGUUCUGAUCGAGAGCACUGGCAUCAGCGAGCCGCAACAGGUCGCCGAGAGCUUUACUACAGACUUUACUGAGGCAAUGAUGGGGGCCGAUGGAGCUCUCGACCAGUUCGACGAGGAUGAGAAGAAGGUCUUUAACGAGAUUGCCCAGAAUGGUGGGCUGAACAAAGUCGCCACACUCGACACCACAGUUACGGUUGUGGACGGUUUCAGGUUCUUCGAGGAGUUCGAGACUAUUCAGCUUUUGCACGAACGCUUUCAGUCGGAGGUGGAAACGCCAGAGGACCAACGCACUGUCAGCGACUUGAUGAUCGAUCAAAUAGAGUUCGCCGACGUGAUUAUUAUCAACAAGGUGAUCGAGACCAGCCUUCGAGCAUCGAAGCGAUCCGAAAACCCGUAUGGCGUCAAGCCUCUGGACGUCAAAGAAAUCAUCGCUACCGGCAUGUAUAGCGAAGAGACCUCGAUCAAAAGCUCCGGUUGGCUCAAGAGUAUCAACGAAAUGUCCAUGAUUGACAAUCAUGGUCGUACGGUCAUGGCGCCCAGGCCAGAAACGCUCGACUUUGUCUACCGAGCAAGAAGACCUUNNUUCUCGCCUGGUCGCCUGUACGAGCUAGUCCAUGAUAAGUUUGUAAUUCUGGAGCCACAAGACGAAGACGACGAGGAAGAUGAGGAUGAAGAUGAAGAUGACAGCCAAGAGCACGAUGGUGCAGGCAGCGAAUCUGAGAGCGAUGAGAAUGAGGUCGACGAGUCUCCGGACAGAUCGCACUCCGACGCCGCUGUCCACUCAUCAGGUUCUUCGAGCCUUAAAUCAGCUUCCGACACUGAUGCCACCUCCGUGGAUUCAGACGACCAGGAUGCGUUGGAUACCAAGUAUCCAGACCUCGAUCUACCAACUCGAUUAGCGAACAAGAAGGCCCACCCUGUAUUUAAGCAGCUGCUUCGCUCAAAGGGUUUCAUCUGGCUAGCCACUCGCCCUUUUGUCAGUGGCGACUGGUCGCAAGCUGGAGCAAUGCUCACCGUUUCUGGUGGCCUGAACUGGUUCGCUGUAGUCCCAGAGGAGCAAUGGCCUUCACCCAGCCAGGACGUUACAGAUCUCAUCAAGAAAGACUUUGAGGGCGAGUGGGGUGACCGCCGACAGGAGAUUGUCUUUAUCGGUGAGGGCAUCGACGUCAAGGCCAUCACAGAAUUAUUUGACGGUUGUCUCUUGAAUGAUGCAGAGAUGAAGAAGUGGGAAAAGAUCAUGAAGAGGAAAGAUUUGACUAAUGAGCAAAUAGAGAGCCUGCUGUGUAGGAGCUUUGAAGAUGGAUGGGAAGAUUGGCGCAACCCUCUUGACGAGGAAGAGGCCAAGGGUCAUGAUCAUGCUAGUCAUCAUCAUCAAUGA